AUGAAUGCAGUCAAUAAAGGCGGACGUGGUGCAAGACUUCCACCAGAAGUAAACAGGGUGCUGUUUGUUAGAAAUCUUCCUUUCAAGAUUACCGCUGAGGAAAUGUAUGAAGUUUUUGGAAAAUAUGGACCCGUACGACAGAUCAGAGUUGGAAAUGCAACAGACACACGAGGAACUGCCUUUGUAGUAUAUGAGGAUAUCUUUGAUGCAAAGAAUGCGUGUGAACAUCUUCAAGGUUUUAAUAUUCUAGGUCGUUACUUGAUUGUUCUGUAUUACCAGCAGAACAAGGUGACCAAGAAGAUGAAUCUGCAGAAGAAAGAAGAAGAGCUUAAGGAACUUAAGACGCGUUAUGGCGUUGGUGAUGAUUAAUAUACUGGCAUUGACGAGGAAAUUCACCACCAUUAACGGUAGAUGAGAGGGGGACUCCUACACUCUCGCUACCUAUUUUAUUACUCCCACUCCCUCACUCCAUCUCCCUACAAAUUGUUACGUACACACACACCCACUCAAACAUAUAUAUAUACAUACACACCCGGAUAGAGAUUGCUCAUUCUGUUUCCCAGUAUUUUGUCAAACUUUCCUUUUUUACAUUUCACGCUGCCUUGAUUUCCGGAUGUAAACCAAAAUGAAAAAUAAGAUUAUGGCUGAU
This is a messenger RNA of Phycomyces blakesleeanus NRRL 1555(-), 649 nucleotides long. RefSeq lists its product as hypothetical. Lineage: Eukaryota; Fungi; Mucoromycota; Mucoromycetes; Mucorales; Phycomycetaceae. Gene Ontology annotation, biological process: mRNA splicing, via spliceosome. Gene Ontology annotation, cellular component: precatalytic spliceosome; catalytic step 2 spliceosome; U2 snRNP. Bases 1 to 369 code for a protein of 122 amino acids. Gene Ontology annotation, molecular function: RNA binding. The transcript is spliced from 5 exons. The record is from RefSeq and is a predicted model, not a curated record.